AUGCCCGGCAUUAAGUUCGGGAAGAUCGACAAGUAUGUAAUAGCUGCCCCGGGAUGGGAGAUCGAGAUCCCGAGGAGGGUCAUGGACUGGGCCUUGUUCACGUACCUGGCCGAGUACGGGAAGUACAGCAUGCGCAAGAUGAAGAAGGGGGGUGGUCGUGAUCGCGAGGUGUCUGUCUCAGGCGCCCGACAGCACGGUGCCGGUCAUGGUCAGGAUAGGAGCCCCACGCGUGAUCUCGAUCAGAACCCUACUCGAGCUCUGUAA
Fusarium subglutinans is the source of this 264-nucleotide messenger RNA. RefSeq lists its product as uncharacterized. The record is from RefSeq and is a predicted model, not a curated record. Bases 1 to 264 code for a protein of 87 amino acids. The transcript has a single exon. Lineage: Eukaryota; Fungi; Ascomycota; Sordariomycetes; Hypocreales; Nectriaceae.